Messenger RNA from Andrographis paniculata, 1554 nucleotides. Its product is annotated as protease Do-like 1, chloroplastic. Gene Ontology annotation, biological process: proteolysis. The coding region runs from base 60 to 1352 and encodes 430 amino acids. Lineage: Eukaryota; Viridiplantae; Streptophyta; Magnoliopsida; Lamiales; Acanthaceae. Gene Ontology annotation, molecular function: serine-type endopeptidase activity; protein binding. The transcript has 8 exons. The record is from RefSeq and is a predicted model, not a curated record.
ACUAAAUAAAAAACUUAACGAGAGUCCGACCAAUCGGAGAACUCUUGGUGGGUGUGUCCAUGGCGGCUUCGCUCGCUUCCACACUCUUCUCCUCCACUCCCAGCGUCUCCCGCUCCUCUUCGUCCCCCAAUCCAUUCCCCAAAAUCUCUCUCGCCAGAUCUCUCUCGCACUUUAGAACCUCCAGUUGCCUCGCCGUUCGCGCCAACCUGAUACGGAGCUGUUUCGAUCCGGAGGUCCACGACUCGCGCACUCGAUUGAAGAAACUCGUGGACUCCUUGCUCGUGCUCUGCGCUUCCGCUGCAUUGUCGGCGUCGGUGUUUCUUACCGAUGUUGAUUCCGCCUCCGCGUUCGUCGUUACCCCUCCCAGGAAGUUGCAGUCGGAUGAGCUUGCUACUGUUCGUCUUUUCCAGGAGAACACUCCCUCCGUUGUCUACAUUACUAAUCUGGCUGCUAGGCAGGAUGCAUUUACAUUGGAUGUUUUGGAGGUGCCGCAGGGAUCGGGAUCUGGAUUUGUGUGGGAUUCACAGGGCCACAUUGUUACAAAUUAUCAUGUGAUCCGAGGUGCUUCUGAUCUCAGGGUUACCCUUGCAGAUCAAAGCACUUAUGAUGCAAAAGUUGUUGGAUUUGAUCAGGAUAAAGAUGUUGCCGUGUUGAAUAUUGAGGCCCCAAAAGAAAAAUUGAGACCAAUACCAAUUGGUGUAUCGGCAGACUUACUUGUUGGUCAAAAAGUGUAUGCAAUUGGAAAUCCUUUUGGACUUGACCAUACACUUACAACUGGUGUCAUCAGUGGGCUUCGAAGGGAAAUCAGUUCCGCUGCAACUGGCCGGCCAAUCCAGGAUGUCAUACAGACCGAUGCCGCAAUAAAUCCAGGCAAUAGCGGAGGUCCACUUCUUGAUAGUUCCGGGAACCUCAUCGGGAUAAACACAGCUAUAUACUCUCCAUCUGGUGCUUCAUCUGGUGUGGGUUUUUCCAUUCCUGUUGACACAGUAAGUGGUAUUGUUGAUCAACUGGUGAAGUUUGGGAAAGUUACCCGACCUAUUUUGGGGAUUAAAUUUGCACCCGAUCAAUCCGUGGAGCAGCUUGGAGUAAGUGGAGUUCUUGUCCUGGAUGCUCCUCCGAAUGGACCAGCUGGGAAAGCAGGACUUCAAUCGACCAAACGUGACUCCUAUGGAAGGCUUAUUUUGGGCGAUAUAAUCACAUCAGUGAAUGGGAAGAAGGUCACCAAUGGAAGUGAUUUGUACAGAAUUCUUGACCAAUGCAAAGUCGGCGACAAGGUAACAGUAGAAGUUCUGCGUGGAGAUCAACUCGAAAAGAUCCCCGUUGUCCUGGAACCAAAGCCGGAUGAAUCGUAGUGCUGCUGCUGCAGCCAUUGUUGUAUGUAAAGUAUGGUAUUCUUAAAUUAGCUCUUAACGUUCAACAUCUACUAUUUAACAUUGUAAAUAGACACGGAAUGAAAGGAGGUGCUGCCUAGCUCCUCUUGUGUACUCACUCUGCCUCCUGCCUGUAUCAUUCACUUACAAUUACACCCAAAGCAGAGUUGAAGCGGUUUGGGCU